AAAAAACAUGAAAACAUUCAUACGUGGGUAGUUUUUUUUACAGUUGCAUCUGCGUCAGGAAUUUUGUCGAAAUUGUUGAACAUAGGAAGCAGAAUUGAAGAUAUUUUUAUCCGUCUUCACCUGGUGGAAGUUGUGAUCAAAUAUAUAGCAUUAAUUUACGAUGGCCGAUCUUAAGAAGGACUUGGAUGAGUAUCUGCUGCUGCAGAGCGAUCAAAAGAAGAGCUUCAAACUCGAGAUGCCAAAGAUGCCCUCGAUUCCCACCCCCGGGCUUAUGGGCAAGCUUUUCGGCAAGAAUCAGGAGCCAGAGGCCAACAGUUGGUUGAAGGAUACACAGGACACUUGCUGUCCGAAGUUGAGUCGGAUACAGCGAAUCGUUGGGUUUGUGACAUGUAUGGGACUUGGAGUGUUCUGUAUGAUAGUUUCUACAUUCUACAUUCCGGUGUUGAUCUUCAAGGCUAGGCAAUUUGCACUUCUCUACACUUUGGGAAGCGUUUUCUUUAUUAUGAGUUUUUCAUUCCUGAGCGGUUUUGGAGCGAUGUUUCGACAGAUGUUUUCCCGAGAGCGUUUGGCGCUUUCCAUUUCGUACAGCUGUUGUUUGGUGGCCACGUUGUACUUCGCGAUGAUUGAGAAAAGCACCGCAUUCACGGUUCUGUUUGCUGUCGCACAAAUUAUUUCUCUACUGUGGAUGAUUCUGGGAGCAGUUCCAGGUGGUUUGACCGGUGUCAAGUUCUUCGGACAAAUGUUCCGCAGUUCCGUAUCGAACACAUUGCCGGUGUAAGCGAACAAACGAACGAAAGCUUGUAUGUACAAAGUGGCGUAGACAGGUGGAUAUAAUUGAAUGUUAUUGAAUAUUCGAACUACAUUGAAAAUGAAAAUUCUCACUAGCAUCAAAUCCUUAUCAAGAUAUCUUAUCUUCAUCUCAUUAUAGUAUUUUUUUAUAAUAAAAAUAAAGUCUCUAGUAUCAAUGAGACAAACCAAG
Messenger RNA from Uranotaenia lowii, 979 nucleotides. Its product is annotated as vesicle transport protein SFT2C-like. The record is from RefSeq and is a predicted model, not a curated record. The coding region runs from base 161 to 778 and encodes 205 amino acids. Gene Ontology annotation, cellular component: membrane. Lineage: Eukaryota; Metazoa; Arthropoda; Insecta; Diptera; Culicidae. The transcript is spliced from 3 exons. Gene Ontology annotation, biological process: vesicle-mediated transport.